ACCGGAAGCGCCCCGGCCCCCGCCGCCCGGCUCGUGUCACCGUCGCCCCGGCAGAUCAGCAGACUUCGGCUCAGCUCGGAGAACCAGCACCGGACUUUAUGGUGGAGACCCGAUUCACAGUUUUACCUUUUUCUGGGGACCGGCUGUAUGAUUAAGCUACAAUCUUCAAUGAGUAAGCAUAUCCCACCUUCGAAAUUUAGAGGAAAAUCGGCGGUUCGUGCGGAGGUCGCCGCGGCUCGGAAGCGUCAUGUCGGAUGCGCAGCUCGGGCUGUGGUCCCCGGCAGUCACUCGAGAGUGAAGAAGCUGAGGUUCUAUUGGCACCGAACCCCCUACACCCACCACCACCACCCCGGUUCCCCCCCCUGGUUCCUGGAGGUGCCCCGGGGGCAGCAGAAGGCCCCUCUGGCCGUGAUGUGUGCACCCGGCCCGGCUGAAGGCCUCCCGGACGGCUCGGCGUGA
Molecule: messenger RNA, 459 nt
Organism: Menidia menidia (Atlantic silverside)
Lineage: Eukaryota; Metazoa; Chordata; Actinopteri; Atheriniformes; Atherinopsidae
Source: the annotation of a GenBank genome assembly